AUGCUCCUGGACCCCAGGAAUGCAAGACCCAGGCAGAAAUCUGUCUUCCUGAGCCCCCUGAGCCACUCCUCCGGCUGUCUGAGCCUUUCCUUCCACUACAUCCUCUGGGGCCAGUCUCCUGGUGCAGCCCUACACGUCUAUGCUUCAGUCUUGGGCAGCAUCCGGAGACACUCUCUCUUCUCAGGACAACCCCGACCCAACUGGCAGCCUGUUUCUGUCAAUUACACAGGACAGGGACAGAUACAGUUCACUGUGGUGGGCGUGUUUGGAAAGAUCCCAGAGCCAGCUGUGGCGGUGGAUGACAUCAGCAUCGCUCCCUGUGGAGAGAGCUUUCCUAAGUGUGACUUUGAAGAUGAUGACCACCCCUUCUGUGACUGGACCCAGACAUCGUCGGAUGGCGGACACUGGACACGGGGACAUAGAAAUGUACGCUUUCAAAGCAUAGAUUUCCCUAAAGGGGAUCACUAUAUCUACCUCGAAACUGACAAGUUCUCCCAGGCGGGGCAGUCUGUCAGACUGGUGAGCCGGCCCUUCUGUGCCCCGGGUGACAUCUGUGUGGAGUUUGCUUACCACAUGUAUGGCCUUGGAGAAGGCACUACACUUAAGCUCCUGCUGGGCAGUCCUGCGGGUAGCACCCCGAUUUCUCUCUGGAACCGCGUUGGGUCCCAGAGCCCUUACUGGCAGAACACCUCCAUCACCAUCUCUUCAGGACAUCAGCAGCCCAUGCAGCUGAUUUUUAAGGCCAUCACAGGUAGCAGCACCGCCUUUGUUGUCGCGAUGGAUUUCAUCUUGGUCAAUCAUGGGAUUUGUCGAGAGAGCUGCCCCCCGAAUGCCCACUAUGAAUCCUGUGCUUGUCCUGCUUCCUGCAAGAACCCCAGGCCCAGCUGCGGGCUCCUCUGCCAGGGGGGCUGUGUCUGCAACCCCGGCUUUUUGUUUAGUGACAACCGCUGCAUCAAUGCCUCUUCCUGCAAUUGCUUCUACAGCAACAACUACUACAAGACUGGGGCAGAGUGGUUCAGCCCCAACUGCACAGAACGUUGCCACUGCUGGCCUGGCAGCCGGAUCGAGUGCCAGAGCUCUCAGUGUGGGGCACAUACAGUGUGCCAGCUGAAAAACGGCCAGUAUGGAUGCCACCCCUAUGGCAGUGCCACCUGCUUGGUCUAUGGAGACCCUCAUUAUGUCACCUUUGAUGGGCGGCACUUUGGCUUCAUGGGCAGAUGCACCUACAUCUUGGCCCAACCCUGUGGCAACUCAACAGAUCCAUUCUUCAGGGUGACAGCAAAGAAUGACGGAUGGGGACAGGAAGGCAUGGCCUGCCUGAACAAAGUCUACGUGACCCUGCCUGAGACGACCAUCACCCUGCUCAAGGGCAGACGCACAUUGGUUGGGGGUCAGCGAGUCACCCUCCCAGCCAUACCUUCUAAAGGCGUCUUCCUGGCUGCAAGUGGACGAUUUGUGGAGCUGCAGACAGAGUUUGGUUUGUGGGUGAGAUGGGAUGGCGACCAGCAGCUGUUUGUGAGUGUGGCCAGGACCUAUUCUAGCAAACUCUGUGGUUUAUGUGGAAACUAUGAUGGUGACAUCAACAACGACCACCUGAAGCCAGAUGGCCACCCAGCCGGAGACGAGGAGGAACUGGGGAAAAGCUGGCAGAUGGCUGAGGACGAGGACACGGAGUGCCAGGAGAACCAGACAAGUCCCCCAUCCUGUGACUCAGCCUUGCAGAACAACAUGUCGGGGCCAGGGUUCUGUGGACGGCUGGUCGACUCCCGCGGCCCAUUUGAGGCAUGCCUGCUUCACCUAAAGGCCACUUCCUUCUUUGACAACUGCAUGUUUGACAUGUGCAACUUCCAGGGGCUACGGCAGAUGCUGUGUGCCCACAUGUCAGCCAUGACCACGAGCUGCCAGGAUGCCGGCUACGCCGUGAAGCCCUGGAGGGAGCCCCAGUUCUGCCCUCUGGCCUGCCCGCCCAACAGCAAGUACUCCCCGUGUGCCAAGCCGUGCCCUGACACCUGCCAUUCAGCGUUCUCUAGCGUGUUCUGUCCAGACCGGUGCGUGGAGGCCUGCGAGUGCAACCCAGGCUUCGUGCUCAGCGGUCUUGACUGCGUCCCCCAAUCCCAGUGUGGGUGCCUCGACUCCAAUGGGAGCUACUUCAAGGUUGGGGAGAAGUGGUACAAGCCAGGCUGCAUGCAGCUCUGUGUCUGUGAAGGCAACAACAGAAUUCACUGCUACCCCUGGACAUGUAAGGCCCAGGAGACCUGUGGCCAUCAGGACGGCAUCUAUGGCUGCCAUGCCCAAGGGGCUGCCACCUGCACUGCCUCGGGAGACCCCCACUACCUGACGUUCGAUGGAGCCCUGCACCACUUCAUGGGCACCUGCACCUACGUCCUGACCAAGCUUUGCUGGUCCAGGCCCCAAGAGAACUAUUUUGUUGUGAGUACCAGCAACGAGAACCGCGGGGGGAUCCCGGAGGCCUCCUUCGUGAAAGCCGUCCAUGUGCAGGUCUUCGGCCUCCAAAUCUCGCUGCUCAAAGGCUGCAAGGUCAUGCUGAACGGCCAUCAGGUGGCCCUACCCGUGUGGCCUUUGGAAGGCCAGGUGACCCUGAGGUUCAGUGGCUCCUUUGUUGUCCUCUACACAAACUUUGGGCUCCGAGUUCGCUAUGACGGGGUCCACUUGGUGGAAGUGACAGUGCCCUCGUCCUACGCGGGCCAGCUCUGUGGGCUGUGUGGGAACUACAACAACAACAGCUUGGACGACAACCUGCGCCCAGACAGGAAGCCCGCAGGAAAUUCCAUCCAGCUGGGGGCCUCCUGGAAGCUGUCUGACUCCUCUGAACCUGGCUGCUUCCUCAUGGGGGGCAGCCCCUCCGGCUGCCAAGAGGGCAAAAUGGCAGACAUCUGGAAUAAGAAUUGUGCCAUCUUAAUGGACCCUCAGGGAUCCUUUUCUCAGUGCCACCAGGUGGUGCCCCCGCAGGCCAGCUUCGCCAGCUGCGUGCAUGGCCAGUGUGGGACCAAGGGCGACACCACGGCCCUGUGCCACUCCCUGCAGGCCUAUGCAUCCCUGUGCGCCCAGGCCGGCCAGGCCCCUGUCUGGCGGAACAGCACCUUCUGCCCUCUGAAGUGCCCACCUGGCAGCAGCUACAGCCCCUGUGCCAGACCCUGCCCAGCCACCUGCCUCAGCCUGGUUGCCCCGAGGGACUGCCCAGCCUCGCUACCCUGUGCUGAGGGCUGUGAAUGCCAGAAAGGCCACAUCCUGAGUGGAACCUCCUGCGUGCCCUUCAGCCAGUGUGGCUGCGUUGACUCGGAGGGCUCCUACCACCUGGUGGGGGAGAGCUGGUACACGGAGAACACCUGCUCCAGGCUCUGCACCUGCUCCAUCCACAACAAUAUCACCUGCCUCCAAACCACCUGCAAACCCAACCAGAUGUGCUGGCCGCUGGAUGGGGUGCUCCGCUGCCGGGCCUCAGGUAUGGGAGUGUGCCGGGUCUCAGGGGAAGCCCAGUACGUGAGCUUCGAUGGCAGUAAACACUCUAUCUGGGGCACCUGCACGCACGUCCUGAUGAAAGUGUGCCACCCCAACAUGAACGUGCCCUUCUUCAAGAUCAGUGCCAAGAACAAGGAGCUGGUAGGCAGACCUGAGGCUUUCCACCUUCACCAGGUCUACAUUGACAUCUACGAUUCCCAGAUCACCCUGCAAAAGGACCACCAUGUGCUGAUCAAUGGCCAACAGGUCACCCUUCCUGAGAGCUCUCAGAUCCCAGGGGUCAGCAUCACUUCCCGUGGCAUCCACACCAUUGUCAACAUUAAGUUUGGAGCACGAGUCACGUUUGAUGGCAGUCAUCUUUUAGAGAUUGAAAUCCCUGAAGCCUAUUACGGAAAGGUCUGCGGUGUGUGUGGGAACUUCAACGGCGAGGAAGAGGACGAGCUGAUGAUGCCCAGUGAUGAACUGGCCUGGAAUGACCGAGAGUUUGUGGAGAGUUGGAAAGAUACGGACAUCGACCCAGAUUGCCAAGGAGAUAACCAGCAGGAGAACCUGAGUGAGAACUGCAGAGCCGCUGACCUCCACAAGGCCCAGGAAAAAUGCGCGGCAGCCCUCAAGGCUCCGGCCUGGGCCCAGUGUGCCUCCCACAUGGUCCUCAAGCCCUUCCUGGUGGGCUGUGCCAACACACUCUGUGAGUUUGGAGGCCUAAACCGUGCCUUCUGCGAGGCUCUGCAAGCCUUUGGGUCCGCCUGCCAGAGUCAGGGGCUCAAGCCCCCACUCUGGAGAAACAGCAGCUUCUGCCCUCUGGAAUGCCCUGCUCACAGCAGCUAUACCAACUGCCUUCCCCCCUGCUCACCUUCCUGCUGGGACCUGGAUGGCCGGUGUGAGGGUGUCAAAGUCCCCUCCACCUGUGCGGAGGGCUGCAUUUGUCAGCCAGGCUAUGUGCUGAAUGAGGACAAGUGUGUGCCCAGAAGUCAGUGUAGCUGCAAAGAUGACCAGGGUGGCUUCAUCCCUCCAGGCAAGACCUGGAUAUCCAGUGGCUGCACAGACAGCUGUGUCUGCAUGGGAGGAGCCAUUGAGUGCCGGGCCUUCCGAUGCCCCUCUGGGUCCCACUGCCAGCCCAACUCCGACCACAGCAACAGCAACUGCAUACCUGACGAGUCGAAACAAUGCUCAGUCUUGGGGGACCCCCAUUACCACACGUUUGACCGCCUCAGCUACCGCUUCAUGGGCCGCAUGACCUACAUUCUGAUCACGACGGUAGACGUGCUCCCCGAGGGGGUGGAGCGCCUGCUCGUGGAGGGGCGCAACAAGAUGCACCAGCCCUGGAGCCGCAUCAUCCUGCAUGAAGUGAUUACGACCGUCUAUGGCUACAAAGUCCAGCUCCAAGCUGGCCUGCAGCUUGUGGUCAACGACCAGAAGAUGGCCAUCCCCUAUAGGCCCAAUGAGCGCCUGUGGGUCACCCUGCGGGGCCAACGGCUGUAUCUGGUCACCGACUUUGAGCUGGUCGUCAGCUUUGAUGGAAGGCGCAGCGCAGCGAUCUCCCUGCCCAGCACAUACCAGGGGCUCGUGCGUGGCCUGUGCGGGAACUAUGACAGGAACGGCAAGAACGAGCUGAUGCUGCCCAGCGGCGCCCUCACCCACAACCUUAACACCUUCGGCAACAGCUGGGAGGUGAAGACGGGGCACUCCCUCCUUCGCUUCCCCAGGGCCUUACCGGAAGAGGAGAGCGGGGCAGGAGGAGGAGCAGCGGCGGGCUUCCAUGUGGCAGCAUGCAGCCCAGAGCAGCUGGCGCUCGUCAACAGCACCCAGGCCUGUAGGGUGCUGGCGGACCCCCUGGGCCCCUUUGCUGCCUGUCACCGGACUGUGGCCCCAAAGCCCUUCCAGGAGCACUGUGUGCUUGAUCUGUGCUCUGCUGGGGACCCCAGGGAGCAAGAGGAGCUGCGCUGCCAGGUCCUCAGCACCUACGCCAUCCUCUGCCAGGAGGCAGGCGUGGCCCUGGCCGGUUGGCGGGACCACACCCGCUGUGCCUUGGCGUGUCCAGCCAAUACAGUGUAUCAGAGCUGUAUGACGCCCUGCCCAGCGUCCUGUGCCGACCUGGCGGACCCUGUGGACUGUGAGGGCCCUUGCGUGGAGGGCUGCACCAGCAUCCCAGGCUACAUCUACAGUGGCACUCAGAGCCUCCCUCUGGCCCACUGCGGCUGCACCAGCAAUGGCAUCUACUAUCAGCGGGGAGACAGCUUUGUGACCGAGGACUGCUCUCAGCGCUGCACCUGUGUCGGCGCCAGGACCUUGCUGUGCAAGCCCUUCAGCUGCAGUGCGGGGGAGACCUGCACCCUGGGGAACCUCACCCGGGGCUGCUUCCGAGAAAGCCCGUGUCUACGGAACCCCUGUCAGAAUGAUGGACGGUGUCAGGAGCGAGGAGCCAGCUUCACCUGCCAGUGUGAGCUUGGUUACGGGGGAGACCUCUGCACAGAGCCUCGGGAUUUGCCACUCCCCGAAAUGUCAGAAGCAUCCAGCUCUGUGGCCAUCCUAUUGGGAAUGCUGGUGCCUGUGGUGGCUGUAGUGCUGGCGGCCACCAGAGAGUGCGUUUACAGAGUGAGGAGGAGGUGGAGGGAGAAGAUUCGGAGCCAGAGCAGAGGCAGAGGGGCCAGAGCAGACACAGGUGAGAACCAGCCCACAGCCCGGAACCUUGGGAACCCAGAGGACUGA
Messenger RNA from Propithecus coquereli (Coquerel's sifaka), 6189 nucleotides. RefSeq names its product zonadhesin (gene ZAN). The record is from RefSeq and is a predicted model, not a curated record. Bases 1 to 6189 code for a protein of 2062 amino acids. NCBI's taxonomy places the organism in Eukaryota, Metazoa, Chordata, Mammalia, Primates, Indriidae. The transcript is spliced from 40 exons. Gene Ontology annotation, cellular component: membrane. Gene Ontology annotation, molecular function: protein binding.